AUGGAAGAAGGAAACCAGACCAGCAGCUUUGAGUUCCUCCUCUGGGGCCUCUCCGAGGAGCCCAAGCAGCAGCCCAUCCUCUUCCUGGUGUUCCUGUGCAUGUACACGGUUGCUGUGAUGGGCAAUCUGCUCAUCCUCCUGGCCAUUGGCACUGAUAAAUGUCUCCACACACCCAUGCACUUUUUUCUUGCCAGUCUAUCCUGUGCAGACAUCCUUUUCAUUUCCAUCACCGUGCCCAAGGCCCUGGUGAACAUCCAGACCCAGAACAGGUCCAUUUCCUACGCAGGAUGCCUGACCCAGCUCUACUUCUUCUUAACUUUGGGAGACAUGGAUAGCUUUCUCCUGGCCACAAUGGCCUAUGACCGCUAUGUGGCCAUCUGCCACCCUCUCCACUACAUGAUGAUCAUGAGCCCCAGGCGCUGCGUCCUCCUGAUCGCCACCUGCUGGACUCUUACUAAUUUUCUUGCCAUGCCCCACACCUUCCUCAUGCUUCGACUUACUUUCUGCCCGAAUAAAAUCAUUCCUGACUUCUUCUGUGAUCUGGUGCCCUUGAUGAAGGUGUCCUGCUCCGACACUCGGGUCAAUGAGCUAGUGCUCCUCUACCUGGGGGGAGCAGUCCUUGUAGUUCCCUUUAUCUUCAUCCUGAUCUCUUAUAUCUACAUUGUUUCAGCCAUUGUCAGAGUUCCUUCUGCCCAGGGAAGACGCAAGGCCUUCUCUACAUGUGGUUCCCACCUUGCUGUCGUUGCCCUGUUCUUUGGGACAGUGUUCAGGGCUUAUCUGUUCCCCUCAUCCUCUGCAUCCAAUUCAGUACAAGGGGACACAGCAGCUGCUGUCAUGUACACAGUGGUGACUCCCCUGUUAAACCCGUUUAUUUACAGCUUGCGGAACAAGGACAUGAAGGGAGCCCUGGGGAAGCUCCUCGGAGGCAAAGUCUCCUUCUUGAGGGGCCGGUGA
Molecule: messenger RNA, 954 nt
Organism: Erinaceus europaeus (western European hedgehog)
Lineage: Eukaryota; Metazoa; Chordata; Mammalia; Eulipotyphla; Erinaceidae
Product: olfactory receptor 1P1-like
Exons: 1
Coding region: 1-954 (317 amino acids)
Biological process (GO): G protein-coupled receptor signaling pathway
Cellular component (GO): membrane
Molecular function (GO): G protein-coupled receptor activity; olfactory receptor activity
Source: RefSeq, a predicted model, not a curated record